Protopolystoma xenopodis is the source of this 1824-nucleotide messenger RNA. The record is from the annotation of a GenBank genome assembly. NCBI's taxonomy places the organism in Eukaryota, Metazoa, Platyhelminthes, Monogenea, Polystomatidea, Polystomatidae.
UUGAACACUGAAUUUCAUAAAAGUUAUAUUCAAUCUCUUUUUAAUGAGUAUAUAAAAACAGAACACAAAAAUUUUUUUAUUGAAUCUUCACAGUCAAAAAAAUCUACUGGGCACCGCUCCAUUCUCGUUCAUUUUAAUUGCCUAUGCGAAUUCAACAGCGUUUUUUCUCAGCUCAUUCUCUUUCAUCCAGAAGAGACAAUCAGCCUUUUAAAUAAGUCACUUUCUCAGUUGGCUGUGGAGCUUGGCUCAAAUUUACGUGACUCCUUGCACGUUAGAUUUACGGCGCUCCCGAUCGUACCCGAGGUUCAUAGAGAUAAACUUCCAAGUUCUUUGGACGCCGGUAGAUUUAUAUCUCUUCGUGCGAUUGUCAUGCGCAUUGGACCGAUACAAGUUCUUGAAUCUGAAAGAUCUUAUAUUUGCCAUGAUUGUGGUCACCAAAUGAAUAUUUGCUCGGAUUAUAGCACUAAUCAUGCGUUCAAACCUCCAUCCUUUUGUUUUAAUUUAGAAAAUUUUUGUUCUUCUACAAAAGUACGUCAAGACUCAAAAAAGCCAUUAAGAGUUCGGAAUUAUCAGGAAAUAAGAGUCCAAGAACAAUUUCGCUGCCUCACAGUUGGUGUAAUGCCCAGAUCCAUGUUAGUGAGUCUUGAAGAUGAUCUAGUAAGCAUGGUUAAGCCCGGUGAUGAUGUAAUUAUUAAUGGCAUCGUAUGCCGUCGAUGGACACCCCCCAAGAAAGAUGCGAUUCCUCAGAUAGAAAUAUUUAUCCGCGCAAACAAUGUAGAGAAUCUUUCCGAUAUUAGAGCUGGUGAAGUUGCAAGCAGCUUGAGCAGAGAGGUGUGCCUGUAUUUCGAAACUUUUUGGUCGGAUUCAGCAAGUGAAUUUCUUAGGGCCCUCUCUCGUCGCAACAUCCUGGUUUCGUCUAUCUGCCCUGAGAUAUACGGUCUAUAUCUGGUUAAGCUUUCCUUGGCGUUAGUCUUAGCUGGCGCACCAAGUUGGAGACAUGCUUCAGUCUCCUCAAAUAGUCCACGUGUCCGAGGUACCCCGCAUUUGCUAGUGAUAGGUGACCCAGGCACGGCUAAAUCGGUUAUUCUUAGGAGUGCAGUUCGCCUUUGUCCAGGAAGGGCAGUACUGACUUCCGCUCCUUGUGCGACCUCUGCUGGAUUAACUGCAGUAGCCGCGAGGGACGCUGCUGGUUGGUUCUUGGAACCUGGCGCACUGGUUCUUGCUGACGGUGGGAUAUGCGCUGUCGACGAGUUUACGCGCCUACCCGAAUCUCAUCGGGCUGCAGUUCACGAAGCGAUGGAGCAGCAGACGAUUAGUCUGGCGAAAGCUGGGCUUGUUGCUCGCUUAAAUUGUCGAUGUUCAUUAGUUGCCGCGGCAAAUCCUCCCCCUGAUCUAGGUAGAGAACAACCUAUCACUGGCCGUUUAUCUUCUUCACUUAUCAGUCGGUUUGAUUUGAUCUGGCAUCUCGUCGACCCCUUAGAUUGCCCAACUUGGGACAAACGAUUGGCGAAUUUCCAUCCACUUCACAUUUGGUCGUCCGACCGUCUUCGUCAAUAUUUUACUUGGGUGCGUUCUGAGUUUCAGCCGCGUCUCACUCCUCCAGCGGGUCGUUUGCUGCAGCUAUAUUAUGGUUGGAGAAGGCGAGAGACAAUCUCAAAUUCUGCCCUGCACUUUGGCGAUACCUGUAGUGGUAGUAGUGGAGGUCGAACUACACUUAGACUGUUGGAAAGUCUUUUUCGAUUGACUAAGGCGCAUGCUCGUCUGAUGGCUAAACAUGAGGCUACUGAAGAGGCUGUUCUCAUUGCAGAAAAAAUGAAACUGUGA